AUGGCCACGCCCUCCCACACGCGAUUCGAGCACGACGACCCCCUGACGCUGAAUGAAUACGGCCUUCCCGAGCUGCGAUCUGCCCUCCACGCCGGACACAGCCCCGCCGCCAUGAUGGCUUCCUUUGCCGACUUCCCUAUGACAUUUGGCCAGAACCAAGCGCUCGCAUCCGGCUUUGACAGGCCGCAGCAGACCGUCAACACCAAGUUUCGGGACCACAGAGGCAGCGUAAGCAAUCUGAGCGACGAGAAUGUCAGCGGUGGCAGCGCGCAUCCACACCGGCUGAGCAUCGGCAGCGCCGGGAAUAUGGGCCAGGAUGGGAACCACACAAGCCCGGAAAGCGCAUCCGCGCUGGGAAUGCUGGGAAUCGGAGAUACACUUGGUGAUGGCUCGACAUUGAGCAUGCGGUUAGACGACAACAUGAACGGGGAACACACAGACGGAGGAUCCUCGAAGAAGGACAAGGGAGACGGCCUAGAUCCUCCCCCAUGGAGCGAAAUGAAGACCAAAGCUGGCAAGGAGAGGAAGAGGCUACCGCUCGCCUGUAUCGCCUGUCGGAGAAAGAAGAUCCGAUGUUCGGGCGAGAAGCCGGCCUGCAAGCACUGCCUACGAAGCAGGAUACCGACCGACUACAUGGCAAUGCUCGACAAGCGAUUAAAACGCAUGGAGGACCGAGUCAUCAAGCUCAUCCCAAAGGAAAGCCUACCAUCCAUUGCUGGAGUUGGGAGAUCGGUCGUCAAACCAGCCAUACCUGGAGCACCGCCGAAGACGCCAACCACGAAGAAACGGGCGGCUGAAGAGGCCUUCGGGAACGAUCUGGAUGAAUGGUCCAAAUCCAAGUCCGCCAACCCAGACGCGGCGGGAUCGGCGUCCCGAGCGAAAGAGUCCGACGACGCCAGCCUACUUACCGAAGGCGUAGAAAGCCUGCCGCCGAAAGAGAUCCAGGAGCAUCUCGCCGAGGUCUACUUCGACUACGUAUAUGGCCAGAGCUACCCGCUUCUGCACAAGCCGAGCUUCAUGAGGCGGUUAGCUUCUGGAAACGUACCGCCGGUCCUCAUAUUAGCAAUAUGUGCGAUAUCAGCGCGUUUCUCAACCCACCCGCAACUCCGGACGGAGCCAUGCUUUUUGCGCGGUGAGAUUUGGGCCGAGCGUGCUAGAGAGAUUGCCCUGAAACGGUACGACGCCCCUAAUAUCAUCAUCCUCAUAGUUUACCUGCUCCUCGGUCUCCAUGAGUUCGGCACAUGUCAGGGCGGUCGGAGUUGGAUGUUCGGCGGUAUGGCUCAGCGAAUGGCAUAUGCACUGCAACUACACAAAGAGCUGGAAUACGAUCCUGGCGUCGGCGAAGCCGAAAGAAAACCAUUCAGUUUGACAGACCGAGAGAUUCGGCGACGGACCAUGUGGUCAUGCUUCCUCAUGGACCGCUUCAACUCCUCCGGCACGGACCGACCGCUUUUCGUGAACGAGCAAUAUAUCGAGGUGCAACUUCCCGUCAAGGAGCACCUAUACAUACAUGAAAUUCAGGCCCCCACGGAAAAUUUGGAUGGUAACGUCCCGAAUCCAGUAUCCCCAGACAGCGGUCAGCUAUCUAAUCCGCGAGACAACAUGGGCGUCACGGCGUACACCAUCCGACUCGUGUGCAUAUGGGGCAAGCUCAUCAAGUACAUGAAUUUGGGCGGCAAGGAGCGCGAGUCGGAGCCGAUGUGGUCGCCUAAGUCGACGUUCCACAGCAUCAAGAAGGAGGCCAAGGACUUCAAAGAGUCGCUUCCGGAAAUGCUCGUCUACAGCCCCGAAAACCUCAAGAGCCAUGCGAUUGGCAAGACGGCGAAUCAGUACUUAUACCUUCACAUUCUCUACCAACAGAUCAUCCUCUUCAUGCACCGAUUCUCCCUUCCGUCGCGGGCAGGUAGCCGCCCUCCGAAAGACAUGCCGCACGACUUCCUCACCGAAUCCGCACGGACCGCGCUAGAUGCCGCAAACCAGAUCUCGCUCCUGAUAAACGAGGCUCUAGAUCAUAAUGUCGUCGCGCCCUUCGCCGGGUACUCCGCCUUCUUCUCUUCCACCGUCCACGUCCACGGCGUCUUCUCCAAGAAUCCCAAGCUCGAAGCGCAGUCGAAAAACAAGAUGAAGAAGUACUGGGGCAUGUUCCACUACAUUGCAGAGAACCUGAAGGAGCUCUACCGGCAGCAUGCGGACGCGCAACUGCGAGGGCCAAACGUGGCUGGCGACAAAGGCAAAGCCGUGAUCUUCCAGUACGGUGACUGGUUCGACCGCUACCCGCACGGCGUCUCAAAGACAGACUACGAAGACGCAGCCGAAUCAAACGCCAACGAACCCGGCACUGACGCCGUUCUCGGCCAAAAGAGCGACCUCCAGAGUGUGGAGGAAUUCUUUGCCUCCCUUUCCCCGCCCUCUCGCGCGGAACAACAGCGCAAGCAAGCCCGCAAGAACAAAUCGAAAUCCGUCUCCAAAUCCGACGCUCCCGCAAACCACCCCGGCGGUUCUUCCACACAAGCACAACAGCACGCGCAGCAGAUGCACCCCGGCCAACUCCAUCAACAGCUCGGCCAGAUCAAUAUCAAUCCGCAGGAAGCCAUGGACGCUUUCGACCCCGCGUACUUCGCCCAAGCAAACGCCACACCGCAGCAGCAAUUUAUACCGGACUUCCACAACCCAGGCCACGGCCACGGCGGCCUACCUAUGCUCAACACCUCCCCGACGACGAUGAUCCACCCCGGCCAGCAAAUGGACAUGUCGCCCUUCCCCGAUCUCUCGGGGCACCCCAGCAACGCCGCCUUCUGGAUGGAUCCCACCGGCCUAAGCGGGAACGGGUUCUUCGAUCCAGGGAACGCAGGCUGGUUCUUACCGUUUAACGUGGAGCCGCCUACGCUUGGUGACGACGGUGGAAUUUUCGGCGCGGAGGCGUUUAACUUUGGGCUUGGGGUGGGCACGUCGGUGGAUCUGGCCGGGCUGAACGGACAUCAUGGACCUCGGCAGAGCUAUGUAGACAAGACCCAGAACCAGAACCAGAUGAAGAAGCCAAAGACCGAACCAGAAGAGAACCCAUCAGGUGCUGCUAGGGGAGGAAUAAUCUCAGGCUAA
Messenger RNA from Trematosphaeria pertusa, 3099 nucleotides. RefSeq lists its product as uncharacterized. The record is from RefSeq and is a predicted model, not a curated record. Lineage: Eukaryota; Fungi; Ascomycota; Dothideomycetes; Pleosporales; Trematosphaeriaceae. Gene Ontology annotation, molecular function: DNA-binding transcription factor activity, RNA polymerase II-specific; DNA binding; zinc ion binding. The transcript has 4 exons. The coding region runs from base 1 to 3099 and encodes 1032 amino acids. Gene Ontology annotation, cellular component: nucleus. Gene Ontology annotation, biological process: DNA-templated transcription; regulation of DNA-templated transcription.